AUGGCAGUGGAAACAGACCACGAACUGCAAGAAAAUGUGCUGCGAGAGGAGCAUCGCAAUGAGCAAGCGAUCGCCAAACCUCUGCCAAUGAAAAGAGGGUUUCAGUUCUGGGCCAUUAUCUUUGCCCUCUGCGUGACCGGUCUCCUGUCUGCACUUGAGAAUACGGUGGUUUCGACGUCAAUGCCAGUAAUCGUGCGGGAGCUUAACAUCGGCGACAAUUAUGUCUGGAUCACGAACGCCUUCUUCUUCACUAGUGCAGCGGUUCAGCCGCUAUUUGGCCAGCUAGCCAACGCCUUCGGCCGUCGAUGGUUGACGAUAUUCAUCGUCGCUGUCUUCACCCUGGGAAGCGGCAUCUGUGGUGGGGCGAAUAGCGCAAACAUGCUCAUCAUCGGACGCGCCAUCCAAGGGAUUGGAAGCGGUGGCAUCAAUAUGAUCGUCGAUGUUAUCGUAUCAGAUCUCGUCCCACUACGUGAGCGCGGAAACUUCAUCGCCAUCGUGCUCACCGUGUACUCCGUUGGCAGCUCGAUGGGCCCGUUUGUGGGUGGAAUCAUUGUCCAACGAACUACUUGGAGAUGGGUUUUCUAUAUCAACCUACCUGUUGGCGGGUUUGCGCUGGUGCUUCUUUUCCUAUUUCUUCACACUAACUAUCAGCGCGAGACCACCUUUUCCGAAAGAAUCAAGCGUAUCGACUAUAUCGGCAAUUUCCUCAUCAUGGGAUCUACGGCAGCAGUUCUCUGUGCAUUGACAUACGGAGGCUCACGCUACGCGUGGGGAUCAUGGGAGAUAAUUGUGCCAUUAGUCCUAGGACUAGCUGGUCUGGUUAUAUUCAUGGUCUUCGAACAAUCUAAGUUCUGCCACGAGCCCGUCGUUCCACUGCGUCUGUUUAGAAAUCGAACCUCCCUCGUGGUCUUCACCAACACAUACCUGUUCUCACUUCUUCUAUACUGGGUGUUGUUCUUUAUUCCGGUUUACUUCCAGGUUAUUCUGGGGUCUUCGGCAGCCCGAGCAGGCGUUCAAAUGCUGCCAAUGACCCUCGUUGCAAUUCCCGGCGCCGUGAUUGCAGUGAUAAUUCUCUCGAAGUUUGGAAAAUACAAAGCCCUUCACUUGGUGGGCUUUGUUAUCCUCACAUUGGGUAUUGGUCUGUUUGCUCACCUCGACCGCUACUCGUCCGAUGCGGAGUGGAUCGUUUUUCAGGUCAUUGCUGCGCUCGGUUCGGGAAUGAUCCUGAACACUUUGCUCCCUGCGUUCCAGGCUCCACUCGCUGAGUCGGACCAGGCAGCAGCCACAGCAACCUGGGCGUUUAUGCGGAGCUUUGGAAAUGUAUGGGGCGUGGCUAUUCCGGCUAGCAUCUUCAACAAUCAGUUUAAUCAAUACGCCUAUCGUAUUUCUGAUGCGGGUGUGCGACAAAUGCUCUCUGAUGGUCACGCCUACGAGCACGCGUCCAAUGUUUUCAUUGACAGCCUAAGGGAACCGGUGAGGAGCGAAGUUAUUGGGGUAUUCUCUGACUCCCUUAAGCUUGUCUGGGAGGUAUCGAUUGCUUUCUGCGGUCUUGCUUGUGUAUUGGUGCUUAUGGAGAAAGAUGUGCCUUUGCGACAGGAGCUUGAGACUGAUUAUGGCAUGACUGAAAAGGAUGGUAUACAGGCAGAAAAAGGGGUUAUUCCUGAUACUGAAAAGUAG
Molecule: messenger RNA, 1677 nt
Organism: Penicillium griseofulvum
Lineage: Eukaryota; Fungi; Ascomycota; Eurotiomycetes; Eurotiales; Aspergillaceae
Product: MDR family MFS transporter
Exons: 2
Coding region: 1-1677 (558 amino acids)
Biological process (GO): transmembrane transport
Molecular function (GO): transmembrane transporter activity
Source: RefSeq, a predicted model, not a curated record